AUGAGACACAGCAUGCUGCCUCGCACGGCGCUGCGCAGCGGGCGCAUGCCACGGAAUAGUAGGUCGCAGUUGGUGUGGACGACGCAGGCGCGGUGUCUGAAUGCGGCCGCUGCAGCUCAGGUCACACCGAACACCCAACGACGACCACUAUCACGCCGCGAACUCAUAAAGGAUGCGAAACCCUUCUCCGAUUUUCUCACCGAUAACUUUCACCGGCAGCACGACUACCUCCGCAUCUCCGUUACGGAACGCUGUAACCUCCGGUGCGUGUACUGCAUGCCAGAAGAGGGGGUGCCGCUAUCGCCGACGAGGGAACUCUUGACGACCCCCGAGAUUGUACUGCUGUCCUCCGUUUUUGUGUCACAAGGAGUCUCCAAGAUCCGGCUGACGGGGGGAGAGCCGACGGUGCGGCGAGAUAUCGUGCCGCUCAUGCACCAGAUCGGGGCGUUGAGGCCCCACGGACUGAAGGAGCUAUGCCUCACCACCAACGGCUUGUCACUGCAUCGAAAGCUUGACUCCAUGGUGGAGGCCGGUCUCACUGGCGUCAAUUUGAGUCUCGAUACUCUGGAUCCGCACAUGUUCACCAUCAUGACCAGGAGGAACGGGUUUGACGCCGUCAAAAAGAGCAUCGACCGGAUCUUUGAGCUCAACAAGCACGGCGCGGGCAUCAAGUUCAAGAUCAACUGCGUAGUCAUGCGCGGCCGCAACGACCACGAGAUUGUCCCCUUUGUCAAGAUGACACGGGAAAAGGACGUCGAGGUACGCUUCAUCGAGUACAUGCCCUUUGACGGCAAUAAGUGGAACCAGGGCAAGAUGCUGGGUUAUGCCGAGAUGCUGGAUAUGAUCAGGGAAAAGUUCCCCUCGCUGGAGAAGGUCAAGGACCACAAGAACGACACGAGCAAGACCUGGCGCAUACCGGGACACGCUGGAAAGAUAGGAUUCAUCACGAGCAUGACGCACAACUUUUGCGGCACCUGUAACCGACUGCGCAUUACCAGCGACGGAAACCUUAAAGUUUGUCUCUUUGGAAACACUGAGGUCUCGCUGCGGGACAUUCUGCGCAAGUCGAACAACGGCGACCCCAUUGACGAAAAGGCAUUCGAGGCAAUGAAACAGAUCGAGAUGGACCGUCGGCAGGGGCUGGCAGACGCCGAGAAGCCGCUGGGCACGGCGCUUAACGAGGCAGAGCUUCUCGACGUCAUUGGCAUGGCGGUCAAGAGGAAGAAGGAGAAGCACGCGGGCAUUGGAGAGCUGGAGCACAUGAAGAACAGGCCGAUGAUCUUGAUAGGUGGGUAA
This is a messenger RNA of Colletotrichum siamense, 1296 nucleotides long. RefSeq names its product Molybdenum cofactor biosynthesis protein 1 (gene Mocs1). Gene Ontology annotation, molecular function: GTP 3',8'-cyclase activity; 4 iron, 4 sulfur cluster binding; cyclic pyranopterin monophosphate synthase activity. The record is from RefSeq and is a predicted model, not a curated record. NCBI's taxonomy places the organism in Eukaryota, Fungi, Ascomycota, Sordariomycetes, Glomerellales, Glomerellaceae. Gene Ontology annotation, biological process: Mo-molybdopterin cofactor biosynthetic process. The transcript has a single exon. The coding region runs from base 1 to 1296 and encodes 431 amino acids.